CACGGUGGCAAUGACCAAGUGUCCAUGCAACUGAGAAAAUGAGAGAGAGAAGUAGGCAAUAAUGUAAUUUUAGUUGGAGAAAUGCGCCAUCUUACCUGCAGUUCUAAAUUGUACACACUACCCCCAACCUCUCUCACCAUUGAAUCGAUCACCAUCAGUCUUUCUUUUCCUUAACGUACAACCCAGGAAGCGGUUGAUUCACAAAUUGCGUGAAAAGCUCAUUAACAACAAAUAUUCCACCACCAAUCUCUGCCUUCUAGAUCUGCAGAGGCUUCUCUCUCUCUCUCUCUCUCUCUCUCUCUCAAAAAACUACAAUCUUUGUGGUGCUGAUAUCUUCUCCGCCUAUCGGUUUCUGAACAAAGCCCCAAUCCAGCUACAAUGGCCGCUUCAAAUGCCCCCAUUGCCAUGAGAGAGAUCCUAACGUUGCCAAGUAUUGGGAUUAAUCCCCAAUUCAUCACAUUUACGCAUGUGACAAUGGAAUCGGAGAAGUACAUUUGCGUUAGGGAAACGUCGCCGCAGAAUAGUUGUGUUAUAAUUGAUAUGAAUAUGCCUAUGCAGCCUUUGAGACGUCCAAUUACCGCUGAUUCCGCGUUAAUGCAUCCCAAUACCAGAAUUCUCGCUCUCAAAGCUCAUGUUCCGGGAACUACUCAGGAUCAUUUACAAAUAUUCAACAUUGAAUUGAAAACAAAGAUCAAAUCACAUCAGAUGACUGAGCAGAUUGUCUUCUGGAAGUGGAUCACUUCAAACAUGUUGGGCCUGGUGACCCAGACCUCAGUAUAUCAUUGGUGCAUGGAAGGUGAUUCUGCGCCUGUAAAGGUGUUUGAGCGGACAGCUAAUCUGUCAAACAAUCAAAUAAUAAACUAUCGUUGUGAUCCAACUGAAAAGUGGUUGAUUUUAAUAGGAAUUGCUCCUGGUUCAGCAGAGAGGCCACAACUGGUUAAAGGAAAUAUGCAGCUUUUCUCUGUGGAACAGCAACGUAGUCAGGCUCUUGAAGCACAUGCUGCCUCAUUUGCUACAUUUAAAGUUCCUGGGAAUGAGCAACCUUCACUGCUUAUUUCUUUUGCCUCAAAGUCCAUUAAUGCUGGACAAGUUACAUCAAAGAUGCAUGUGAUUGAACUUGGUGCACAGCCAGGAAGACAUGCAUUUACUAAGAAGCAAGCAGAUUUAUUUUUUCCUCCAGAUUUUGCUGAUGAUUUUCCUGUUUCAAUGCAGAUAUCACAAAAGUAUGGUUUGAUAUAUGUGAUUACAAAGCUUGGACUUCUAUUUGUUUACGACCUAGAGACGGCAUCUGCAGUUUAUAGGAACCGAAUCAGUCCAGAUCCUAUAUUUUUGACAGCCGAAGCUUCUUCUGUUGGGGGAUUUUAUGCCAUCAAUCGGCGAGGCCAGGUGUUGCUUGCUACUGUUAAUGAAAAUACAAUUGUAUCUUUUGUUAGUGGUCAGUUAAACAAUCUUGAACUUGCUGUUAAUCUUGCCAAGAGAGGAAACCUUCCUGGUGCAGAAGAACUGGUUGUCCAACGUUUCCAAGAAUUGUUUGCUCAGACAAAGUAUAGGGAGGCUGCAGAGCUUGCUGCAGAGUCUCCACAAGGAGUACUUCGUACACCUGAUACAGUUGCUAAAUUUCUGAGUGUCCCCGUGCAAGCUGGGCAAACCCCACCACUAUUACAAUACUUUGGAACUUUGUUAACUAGGGGAAAAUUAAAUGCAUAUGAAUCAUUGGAAUUAUCACGUCUAGUCGUAAAUCAAAACAAGAAAAAUCUUUUGGAAAAUUGGUUGGCAGAGGACAAGCUAGAAUGUAGUGAGGAGCUUGGAGAUCUUGUGAAGACAGUGGAUAAUGACCUUGCUCUAAAAAUAUAUAUUAAAGCGAGGGCAACUCCAAAAGUUGUUGCAGCAUUCGCUGAAAGGAGGGAAUUUGACAAGAUUUUAAUAUACUCAAAGCAGGUUGGAUAUUCACCUGAUUACUUGUUCCUUCUGCAAACAAUUUUGCGGACAGAUCCUCAGGGGGCUGUUAAUUUUGCUCUAAUGAUGUCUCAAAUGGAGGGAGGUUGCCCUAUUGAUUACAAUACAAUUACAGAUCUAUUCCUUCAGAGGAACUUGAUCCGCGAAGCAACAGCCUUUCUGUUGGAUGUGCUAAAGCCAAAUCUACCUGAGCAUGGGUUUCUUCAGACAAAGGUUUUGGAAAUUAAUCUUGUAACUUUUCCAAAUGUUGCGGAUGCUAUAUUAGCCAAUGGCAUGUUCAGUCACUAUGACCGCCCACGUGUUGCUCAACUUUGUGAAAAAGGUGGUUUGUAUCUACGUGCCUUACAGCACUACACUGAGUUGCCGGAUAUCAAACGUGUCAUUGUGAAUACACAUGCAAUUGAGCCACAGGCUCUUGUUGAGUUCUUUGGAACCCUUUCCAGAGAAUGGGCACUUGAGUGCAUGAAAGAUCUUCUGUUGGUCAAUCUGAGGGGCAAUCUCCAGAUUAUUGUGCAGACUGUCAAAGAAUAUGCAGAUCAGUUGGGUAUAGAAGCAUGUAUAAAAUUAUUUGAGCAGUUUAAGUCUUAUGAAGGAUUAUACUUUUUCCUCGGAUCAUAUUUGAGUUCCAGUGAGGAUCCUGAUAUCCACUUCAAGUACAUUGAGGCAGCUGCUAAAACUGGACAAAUUAAGGAGGUGGAACGUGUGACUCGGGAAUCGAACUUUUAUGAUGCUGAAAAGGCGAAAAACUUUUUAAUGGAAGCCAAGCUUCCAGAUGCUCGUCCUCUGAUUAAUGUUUGCGAUCGUUUUGGUUUUGUUCCAGAUCUCACUCAUUACCUAUAUACAAACAACAUGCUUCGUUACAUUGAAGGUUAUGUUCAAAAGGUUAAUCCAGCAAAUGCUCCGCUAGUUGUUGGCCAGCUCUUAGAUGAUGAAUGCCCUGAGGAUUUCAUUAAAGGUCUUAUAUUAUCAGUUCGUUCUCUCCUUCCAGUUGAACCACUGGUGGACGAAUGUGAGAAGAGGAAUCGACUCCGCUUACUCACUCAGUUCUUAGAGCAUCUUGUGAGUGAAGGAAGCCAAGAUGUACAUGUUCAUAAUGCUCUGGGUAAAAUCAUCAUUGACAGCAACAACAAUCCAGAGCAUUUUCUCACUACCAACCCAUAUUAUGAUUCUCGUGUUGUGGGUAAAUAUUGUGAGAAACGGGAUCCCACCCUUGCUGUUGUUGCUUACCGUAGAGGGCAAUGCGAUGAUGAACUCAUAAACGUUACAAAUAAAAACUCCUUGUUCAAACUGCAGGCCAGAUAUGUAGUGGAAAGAAUGGAUGAGGAACUUUGGGACAAAGUUCUUAAGCCUGAAAAUGAGUAUAGAAGGCAGUUAAUUGAUCAAGUUGUAUCUACUGCUUUGCCUGAAAGCAAGAGUCCUGAGCAAGUUUCAGCGGCUGUCAAAGCCUUUAUGACUGCUGACCUUCCACAUGAGUUGAUUGAGCUUCUUGAAAAGAUUGUUCUACAAAACUCUGCUUUUAGUGGGAAUUUCAAUCUUCAGAAUUUGCUAAUUCUGACUGCCAUCAAGGCGGACUCAUCCAGAGUUAUGGAUUACAUCAAUAGGUUAGACAACUUUGAUGGACCUGCAGUUGGAGAGGUGGCCGUGGAAGCACAAUUGUAUGAAGAAGCAUUUGCCAUCUUCAAGAAGUUCAAUUUGAAUGUUCAGGCUGUAAAUGUUCUGUUGGAUAACAUUAGAAGCAUAGAUCGAGCUGUAGAAUUUGCGUUCCGAGUUGAAGAAGAUGCUGUUUGGAGCCAAGUAGCAAAGGCCCAACUGCGAGAGGGUCUAGUGAGUGAUGCCAUUGAGUCAUUCAUCCGUGCAGAUGAUGCAACCCAGUUUUUGGAUGUUAUACGUGCUGCUGAGGAUGCAGAGGUGUACCAUGACUUGGUGAGGUACUUACUGAUGGUCAGGCAGAAAGUGAAGGAGCCCAAGGUUGACAGUGAACUCAUUUAUGCUUAUGCUAAGAUUGAUCGGCUGGGUGACAUUGAAGAGUUCAUUCUUAUGCCAAAUGUUGCUAAUCUCCAAAAUGUUGGAGAUCGUCUUUAUGAUGAGGCCCUUUAUGAAGCAGCCAAGAUUAUAUAUGCAUUUAUCUCUAACUGGGCUAAACUGGCAGUUACGCUUGUCAAGCUAAAGCAGUUCCAAGGUGCUGUUGAUGCUGCUCGGAAAGCCAACAGCUCAAAAACAUGGAAGGAGGUUUGUUUUGCUUGUGUUGAUGCUGAGGAAUUCCGCUUGGCUCAGAUCUGUGGUCUCAACAUCAUUAUCCAGGUGGAUGAUUUGGAAGAGGUCAGUGAGUAUUAUCAAAAUAGGGGAUGCUUCAGUGAGCUCAUUUCUCUUAUGGAGAGUGGAUUGGGGUUGGAGCGUGCGCAUAUGGGAAUUUUUACUGAGUUGGGAGUUCUAUAUGCCAGAUACCGUCACGAGAAGCUUAUGGAGCACAUUAAACUGUUUUCAACUCGUCUUAACAUUCCAAAGCUUAUACGAGCAUGUGAUGAACAGCAGCACUGGAAGGAACUAGUUUAUUUGUAUAUCCAAUAUGAUGAAUUUGACAACGCUGCAACAACAAUUAUGAAUCACUCACCAGAAGCAUGGGAACAUAUGCAAUUUAAAGAUGUGAUUGUCAAAGUUGCUAGUGUUGAGCUCUACUACAAGGCUGUCCACUUCUACUUGCAAGAACAUCCUGAAGUUAUCAAUGAUCUUCUUAAUGUACUUGCUCUUCGUGUUGACCAUACCCGAGUGGUGGAUAUAAUGCGAAAGGCUGGUCACAUCCGUCUUGUGAAGCCAUACAUGAUUGCAGUUCAGAGCAACAAUGUUUCUGCUGUAAAUGAAGCUCUGAAUGAAAUAUACAUAGAGGAGGAAGACUAUGAAAGACUACGUGAAUCAAUUGAUUAUCAUGAUAACUUUGAUCAAAUAGGUCUUGCACAAAGGAUUGAGAAACAUGAGCUGCUUGAGAUGCGGCGUGUUGCUGCUUAUAUUUACAAGAUAGCAGGAAGAUGGAAGCAGUCCAUUGCAUUGUCAAAGAAAGACAAUCAUUACAAAGAUGCCAUGGAGACAUGUUCCCAAUCUGGUGAUCGUGAGCUUUGCGAGGAAUUGCUUGUCUACUUCAUUGAGCAGGGAAAGAAAGAGUGUUUUGCAUCAUGUCUCUUUGUUUGUUAUGAUUUGAUCCGGCCAGACGUUGCCCUUGAGCUUGCAUGGAUAAAUCAUAUGAUAGAUUUUGCCUUUCCAUAUAUCUUGCAGUUUAUGCGUGAGUACACUAGCAAGGUGGAUGAACUUAUCAAGGACAAAAUUGAAGCUCAAAAUGAGCAGAAAUCUAAAGAAAAAGAGGAGAAGGAGCUGGUAGCUCAACAGAAUAUGUAUGCUCAGUUGCUGCCUGCUUUGCCAGCGCCACCCCCACCGGGAAUGGGUGGAGGUUUUGCUCCACAACCACAAAUGCCAAUGCCAAUGGGUGGAAUGGGGAUGGGGGGUAUGGGGAUGCCUCCAUUGCCACCUUAUGGAUUGCCACCAAUGGGCUACUAAUCUUUGGGUGGCUUCUUGAAGAUUCACAUUCAGAAAUAUGUUGCAACUUCUUCUACAUAGUUGAGAGCUAGAAAUAUCACAAUUCAAUUUUUUUUCUUUUUUCCUAUUGAAGGCUUAUGUUGAGUUUAUUUGCCUCUUAUUUCGCAGUUCAUUUUUUCAUUUUUUUUCCAUUUUUUUCCCCCCCUUCCAAUAUUUUUUGGGCCGCGGAAGCAAAUUUUCACUUGGCAGUCGUAGUCUGAGUCGAGCCAAGUGCUGUUUUAGUGAGAUCUUGGUGGAUGUUUUUGUGGCAUGUAGGCCACAUGUAUAGGUCAUUUUAUUUUUGUUUAUUUUUUUAUUUUUUCAGUAGCUUCAUCUUCUUGGCUGUCAUGAUACAUUUAAUUAGUGAUAAAAAUUUUGUAGUCA
Ziziphus jujuba (common jujube) is the source of this 5904-nucleotide messenger RNA. RefSeq names its product clathrin heavy chain 1. Gene Ontology annotation, molecular function: clathrin light chain binding; structural molecule activity. Bases 379 to 5502 code for a protein of 1707 amino acids. The record is from RefSeq and is a predicted model, not a curated record. Lineage: Eukaryota; Viridiplantae; Streptophyta; Magnoliopsida; Rosales; Rhamnaceae. Gene Ontology annotation, cellular component: plasma membrane; Golgi apparatus; clathrin coat of trans-Golgi network vesicle. Gene Ontology annotation, biological process: intracellular protein transport; receptor-mediated endocytosis. The transcript has 30 exons.